AUGGCCAUCUUGGAUAAGAUAGCGUUCAACAUACUCUUCAAAGAUCAGAAGAAGAAGUUUGAUCAGUUCCUUCGCAAUACCACACCGGUUCAAGAAGGAACCAUCACUGUGACACCACAGGCCAUCUUCUACACAUCUAGCAUUCAAGACGCGUCCCAGAAGCAACCUUAUUGGACGAAAAAGAGCUUUCAAACUCACCUUGCCAGGACUUAUCCGGAUACCACCAUCCCAGAAACAGCUAUUGAUGUCCUCUGGUCUUGUUUCUGCUUCUACGCCUAUCAUCCUUUCCCACUCUCCGGAGUAGGCGAUAGAAAGCUAGAGUUGCCAGCCUUUGAGAGUGCGCUGAUCCUGCUCUCUCUUCAGGGCACAAAGCUUCUCGGGAUCGAAGACGACGGCUUCGGUCGUCGUUGGGGGGCUUUUCGGGAGAAUUGUAACUGCAGAGCUAGGAUUAAUCGGAUCUUUCGAAGCAUCGGCCUCAGUAGUCCUCAGGCAAUCUCACAUCCACACGCCACUGGUUUCGCCAGCCUCGUUACUGACGAUGUGAUCGAUACUAUGCGUACACUAUGCCCCUGCCAUCCUAAAUUGGCUGCAACCCCUGAGAAGCUGACGCCGCUGGCGGAACGCUUACUCGACGGGAGGAAAGUGCAGUUUCAGAUGAAGGUCAACGACUUGGCUGAUUUACUCUGCCUGAUCAUGAGGCUCAGAGUCUACAAAACGACUUGGGGCCGCAGUUUUCAUUACGGUUCCUUGGAUGGGUCUACUCCAGAGAAGGAAGAACUGGCUAACGUCCUGGCCCGAUCGUUCUGUCUUGACCAGGACGAGUCCCUGGCCCCCGCCUUGGUUCUCAGGGCUCUAGAUAUCUUGCCAAAUCUAGAGCAAUGGUUUCAUCAACUUUGGGCAGCACUAUUCCAACCUUCGCCGACCACCGAGUUACUAAGCCUAGAUACCGAAUCAUCAGCAGAUUCCGCUUGGGAUGGAAUUCUUCGCGCAGUCUCAUUGUUCGUCCCACCGUUCGAAAUCCAUGAGAAAACCGACUGGAAUCGGAAAGUUAAGCCAGUCACCUUUUCAAAGUGCCAUGAUUGGACGUCUGGAAGCCUGACGGACAGCCUUGGUCUAAGCCAUGUAUUACAGCCUACUACCCAUGAUGACCCGAAGCAUCGGUCGCAUCUUGUUCUUCUCCUGGGACAUCAAGGCCCGGACUCGACCAGAGUUGUUGUGGGGGCAUUCUUCUCUGGUGGUACGCAGUCCCCUGCUGCAAACGAGGGAAAGGAGCCAGAGAAGAUACAAAGAUCAGCGAUCGCUCUUCCGCAACUUCUCUUCCAGCUUCAGCCAAGCUUUGAUCUCUUUCGAUGGAGUGGAGAGGACACCAGGUCUUCAUUGCCCAUAUGCGAAAGUGACACAGGGCAGACGGACUACCUUAACUACGUGGGGGACCCUACUCAAUCGAGGGUAGGAGUGAGAAUUGACCCUAUCACCAGUCAAGCUACCUUUUUCCGGGGCACAGCUACGGCCGCUCGUCGGAGAUCAGGGCAGUAUGAAGAAGUCACGAGGAAGCAUGAAGGAUCUGAUAUCAGGCAUGGGGAUCAGCAGGAACGACAAACAGACUUUACGGUGACCCGUCUUGCUAUUUUUAAUGUGGAAGGUGGGCCAUAUUAUGAUGACUGGCGAGUUUGUAUGCUGGCAUGGAAGGAAGCAUGA
Molecule: messenger RNA, 1698 nt
Organism: Aspergillus niger
Lineage: Eukaryota; Fungi; Ascomycota; Eurotiomycetes; Eurotiales; Aspergillaceae
Exons: 5
Coding region: 1-1698 (565 amino acids)
Source: RefSeq, a predicted model, not a curated record